AUGGACUCUUCAACCUCGAAAUCUAUGAAGCGCGACGGAAGCGAACCGGGUCAUGAGAACGAUGUCCCAUCGCCCAAACGCAGCCAAAACGGACCUGAGAUUGCAGAGGUGAAUAUAACCGCCAUAACCUUGACGAAUCAACUCCAAUCUCCGCUUUUGCGUCUUCCUGGGGAAUUGCGGAACCGAAUAUACGCACUAGUUCUUGGUGGAAUGGAGAUCUACGCGGUCGAAGGAGGAAGUAAAGACAUCAUAGCUGUAGGACAGCCCGCUGGCACGUAUCCGACGAAACUACGCUGUCUUCGGAACUUCCUCGCCUUAACGGCCGUGUGCCGCCAAAUCCACGCCGAGAGCGCGCUUCUACCGUACGAACUGAACUCUUUCGGUCAACAAAAGGGACACUGGACGGGCCGCAGAAAAAUGCCUGCAGGCAGUGACGAUCCGCUCCCGCUCCUGCUUAGCCACUUUACCGACUCCCAACGCAAUGCUAUCACGACAAUCAGCUUAUCGAGGCGUGGGAUGUCGGUCAUCGGCAUUGAUGUCUCUAAUCUUGGAGAGACCAGAAUGGCGGCAAUGCCCCAAUCUAAGCUUCCCCUCUGUCGCCAAUACCAACCCACCCUUCGACAACUCCCACGGCUUAAUUGCAUCAUUCUGCAAAAGCAUAAGGACGAUCCAGACUACUUGUUCUUGUGGACCGAAGCUGUCAGAGGUGUGGACUUCUGCAUUGGGCGAAAGGACGUCGAGAUCAUUUUCGAGGGCGCUGGAACGAGAUAUAUUUGGAGACCCAAGAAAGCGGAAUGA
Molecule: messenger RNA, 798 nt
Organism: Trematosphaeria pertusa
Lineage: Eukaryota; Fungi; Ascomycota; Dothideomycetes; Pleosporales; Trematosphaeriaceae
Exons: 2
Coding region: 1-798 (265 amino acids)
Source: RefSeq, a predicted model, not a curated record